This is a messenger RNA of Exophiala aquamarina CBS 119918, 297 nucleotides long. RefSeq lists its product as uncharacterized. The transcript has 2 exons. Gene Ontology annotation, biological process: mRNA splicing, via spliceosome. Gene Ontology annotation, molecular function: RNA binding. Bases 1 to 297 code for a protein of 98 amino acids. The record is from RefSeq and is a predicted model, not a curated record. NCBI's taxonomy places the organism in Eukaryota, Fungi, Ascomycota, Eurotiomycetes, Chaetothyriales, Herpotrichiellaceae. Gene Ontology annotation, cellular component: U4/U6 x U5 tri-snRNP complex; precatalytic spliceosome; U6 snRNP.
AUGUCGCUACAAGCUUAUAUUGACCAAAAGGUUCUCGUCAUUACAGUCGAUGGGCGAACACUGGUCGGUACGCUGCUGUCCUGCGACCAAGUCACCAACAUCGUUCUGAACGAGACUGUCGAACGUAUUAUCCGACCCGCAGGUGAUCCAGAACCCAGCUCCGAGGUCAGCCAUGGCUUGUACCUUGUCAGAGGUGACAACAUCACAAUAGUUGGACUGGUUGAUCAAGAGUUGGACAACAGUAUUGAUUGGGAAAAGGUCCGAGGCGAGGUUAUUGGGACAACCAAACAUGUGUGA